AUGCCCGAAACGAGAUUACGCAACUCUACUACAUCUUCUUAUUUUUUCCACUCCAUUGCCCUAAUCCUCCUCUUCAGCGCCACCUCUUGGGCCCCAAAUAGAAAAGGCCAUUUCUGUAAAAAAAAAUCUUGGAUCCCAUCACUCUGUUCUCUAGUUUGUUCACUGGGUAUAAUCUGGGCUAUUCGGUUCAAAAUCGAAGUCGACUCCCACUUGGAGAAGCUACUGGAAAUAGAGAAAGAGGAUGGACAAUUGUUGGCUAAGUGUAUGGAAGAGUUGAAGAAAAAAGGUGUGGAAUUCGAUUUGCAAAACGAGGUUGAUGCUUUUAGAAGAGCUAAGAGUUUGCGGGUCGAGUCUGGCGGCUUGUUUGAGAUGGAGAUCUCGGUCACUGGUUGUCGUGAGGUAGUGGGGUUUUUGGCGACGUUGGUGUUGGAUAAUGGUGGUGGUUUUGUAUACACUGACGGUGCACUAGAGAUUUGGGUGGUGUUUUUGUGUGGUGGUGGCGGCGGUAUUUUCUGUGGUGGCUAUUUUGUGGUGGUGGCUGUUGUGGUGUGCAGUGGGUAG
This is a messenger RNA of Fraxinus pennsylvanica, 561 nucleotides long. NCBI's taxonomy places the organism in Eukaryota, Viridiplantae, Streptophyta, Magnoliopsida, Lamiales, Oleaceae. The record is from the annotation of a GenBank genome assembly.